GAUCCAAAGAUCCAAGUGGGCAAAACCGUUUUCGCGUUCGCAACUGCCAUCGCCGCCACAACAGCUGUGAAUGAAGCCACUACCAGUACAGCAACCGGUUCGGUGCUAAAGGAAACUGUUUCUGAGGAUUGUUUCGCCUGUUCUAUAGUAUUGUUUUAUCAGAUUAGAGUUGCUGCAUCAUGUCCUCUUCUCUGAAGCAGCGGCACCAAGCCAAGAAGGACGAGAAGGAACCAUCGGGAGACGAAACCCAAAAGAUUGUGUCAAAUGAGAAGAAAGAGCAACCACCGUUCCGUCUCAUGGACUUGCUGGGAGGCGUCGGUGGAAUGAUUGAGUUCCGACUCUUCCAGAAAGUACCUGGUUGGGUGGAUGCGAGUUUGCCGCCUGGUACCACUUCAGAAUUGGAGAUGAACUUGUCCAAUCCGCAGUUGUGGAGCAUCCUGUCCGGUCACUCCAUUGUGUUCUCUCCCAACUUGGUCUGGUUCUCCGUGGCAAUGGGAUUGUAUGUCUUGGCGCCGUACGAUUAUGACCAGAUGAGAGCGGAAGGAAUGACCAUGCAGUGGUUUGUCCAACGAGCACUACUCAACACGGUUGUCAUGCUGGCAUACUACGGCUUUUGGCACACGACAUUGUAUGGUUUGGGAUGGGCCAAGCGACCAUUUGCCCAAGGACGUGUCUAUCGAUGGUCCAAGACAAUUCACAAUGUAUGGUACUGUCUGUUGGGAGUGCUGCAAUGGACUGGAUGGGAACUCAUCAUGGUGUACUUGUAUGCCAACAAUCGCAUUGGCUUCCAAUCCAAUGAGGACAUUUUCCAAAAUCCAAUGGAAAUGCUCAAGUUCUUUUUGGCCGUCAUCACGGUACCCGUAUUUCGAGAAAUCCAAUUCUUUUUUGCCCAUCGCACCAUCCAUUUGAGGUGUCUUUACAAGUACAUUCACGCUCUUCAUCACCGCAAUACAGAUGUGGAACCAUUCUCGGGGCUUUGCAUGAGCCCAGCAGAACAUCUCUACUACAUCUCUUCCAUUGCUCCCAGUGUAUAUUGGCAUGCCAGCCCCUUUCAGUUCCUUUGGAAUGGCAUUCAUUUAGUUUUGAGUCCGGGUGCUUCUCACAGUGGCUGGGAGGAUCAUUGGCACAGCGACCAAUUCCAUGUAGCACAUCAUCGCUAUUUUGAGUGCAACUAUGGGACUCCCGGUUUCCCAUUGGAUAUUUGGUUUGGAACCAUGCGAGAAACCAUGGCGCCCACAACUCGUGUCUACAAGGGAGUUGCAGAAGAAUGCGUUAGCAGACCAGAUGAAAAUCCGGUAAUCAUGGCGCGACCUGAUGCCAAAUCAACCCUGCUAGGGAUCCCUGCAUGGGAUCAAAUGCUGUACAUGGCAGCGACUGCCAUUGGAUUGCCUCUCUUUGUGAUUUACAAUGUCAACAAUCCACAAGUCCUUCCUGCAUCGCUUGCCGCCGCAGUGGUUUCACUCGGGCCCUUGGUCCUGGCAUCCCUGCUAUCCAUCAUUACAGCGAACCCCCCUAUUGAUUCCUGGGAAAAGUUACGAGUCGCAAUGCUAUAUCCAUUUCAAAAAGAGCCAAUUCUUGGCAAAUUCGGCCUGAGCCUUGUCUUGGGCACAGUACUUUCAAUCAUCCCUACCUAUCACUUCUUUGAGUCCCUCUUUGUGGAGGAUCCCAGUGACACAAUCUACAACAAAAUUUGGGCUUCCGGUUAGGGGCCAUCAAAAAGGCACAUAGUAGGAAGCUUGAUGAUCUUACUUCUAUUAGGUGUUGCCCUCCUGAACUAGCCAACCUGCUUCAACCAGAAUGUCGCUUUGUCGAUCCGCUAUACUAUCAACAUGCGCUCCGGUAGCUGUCUAUCCCAUCAGCAAUUGACAGUGCCAAUUUAUGCGUACCUGAAACUCGGGCACUGUCGCGAGGGUAUCGACAGUUCACGUUCAGCGAAUAGCAUGAUGUUUUCGAUCAUCUCUACGCACGCUACAAACCAUCCUUGGGAUAGCAUCGAUAGCAUCUAUUUCAACUUAAAAAGGUACCAAUCCAAAGUAGACACGAUCAGCUGUAACUGGGUUCGUUCUUGAUCAGCCAUUUCUCUGCUUGGCCCGACCACCACGAUCCCUUACGGCUGUCUCGGUUGGCUCACAACCUUUUACAGCACACACACGAUCGGGAUGAAGGAUUUUUAUGACAACCGGUCUCCUAAAAAUCCUCCUCUUCUCCUCCCUCAAAUUUUUAAAAAUUCCGCUUCCAUCUCCACAACCCCCAUGGUUUUCUUUAGUUGCAACCGGCACCACCAUUGCAUGACACUUCAUUGCCCCAGUUGCACAUCUGAAAUUCAACGUCAAAGAGGGUGCCCUGUGGACACUCCGAAAGACCACCAAAAACUGCACCACCAAAACAACUAUAAUACUCAGAACAAUCACUGUACGUGAAGAGUCCUGUGUAUCCAGGAGGGCAGCAAAGUUCACUGGAAGGCUCAGUUGGGGCAGUAACAGGUGUGGUCGUGGGCUGCCCUGGUGCGGCCGUGGGCCCGGCCGUGGGUGGACUCACUGGUGCUGGUGUGGGUGGCUUCGUUGGAGAACCAAUGGUGACUGGUGCGGGCGUGGGCGGGGGAGAACUCACUGGCGCUGCUGAGGGUGUCUUUGUUGGAGGAGUCGUUGGAAGGGCGGCCGGGGGAGAGUCAUUACAAGUGGCACCACCAUUGCAUGGCACUUGAGUGGCCGUGGGCCCGGCCGUGGGAGGACUCACUGGUGCUGGUGUGGGUGGCUUCGUUGGAGAACCCAUGGUGACUGGUGCAGGUGUGGGUGGGGGAGAACUCACUGGCGCUGCUGAUGGAUGCUUCGUUGGAGGAGCGACUGGGGGAGAGUCAUUACAAUCGGCAACACCAUUGCAUGACACUUCAUGGCUCCAGUUGCAAUACUGCAAGGCAGUGUCAAAGAGACUGCCCUGUGUACAAAGAAUAGGAGUGCCAACAACUGCACCAUUGACACAAUAAUAAUACUGAGCACAUUCACUAUAAGCCAAGAGCCCUGUGUAUCCAGGAGGGCAGCAAGGUUCACUGGUAGGCCCAUCCGGGGCAGUAACAGGAGCAGCCGUGGGCCCGGCCGUGGGAGG
This is a messenger RNA of Seminavis robusta, 3102 nucleotides long. NCBI's taxonomy places the organism in Eukaryota, Bacillariophyta, Bacillariophyceae, Naviculales, Naviculaceae. The record is from the annotation of a GenBank genome assembly.